UGGUUCCAUGGACUGUUGAGCAGACAGGAGGCAGAACUGUUGCUGAGAGAUAGCGUGGAAGGCAGCUACCUUGUGAGGAUCAGUGAGAGCAAUAAUAAGGAUUAUUCACUCUCAUUAAGUGACAGUGGCUACUUGCACAUCAAGAUCAUCAUCAGCUGCGAUGACAUGUUCAUACUGGGACAGUUCAGCCAGCCGUUCGUCAGCGUUGCAUCUAUAAUUGAAUUCUUCGCAAGCAACAAACUGCCCAUCAAGGGCACUCGCCACAUCCUCCUCUCCCAUCCAAUC
Helobdella robusta is the source of this 285-nucleotide messenger RNA. RefSeq lists its product as hypothetical. Lineage: Eukaryota; Metazoa; Annelida; Clitellata; Rhynchobdellida; Glossiphoniidae. The record is from RefSeq and is a predicted model, not a curated record. The transcript is spliced from 2 exons. The annotation marks the transcript as partial. Gene Ontology annotation, molecular function: phosphotyrosine residue binding.